Molecule: messenger RNA, 1170 nt
Organism: Saprolegnia parasitica CBS 223.65
Lineage: Eukaryota; Oomycota; Saprolegniomycetes; Saprolegniales; Saprolegniaceae
Exons: 8
Coding region: 28-1170 (380 amino acids)
Molecular function (GO): DNA binding; 5'-flap endonuclease activity; metal ion binding
Source: RefSeq, a predicted model, not a curated record
GGCCAAUUUCGAGUGAAAGGACGGACGAUGGGCGUGUCGGACCUCCUUCCGAAGCUCAAGAGCAUCAUCUCCAUGACGCACAUUAGCAAGUACCGUGGCAAGCGCGCGGCCAUCGACGCCUCGGGCUGGCUGUACAAAGGCGCGUACACGUGCGUGGUCGAGCUCGGUCUUGGCACGCUCGAGAGCGAUCCUAUCGGCGAGUACAUUGAAGGCGAGGCGACCGCGCCGUACAUCAGCUACUGCCUCGCGCGUCUCGAGCUGCUGCUGGAGCACGACAUCACGCCGACCUUCGUCUUUGACGGGGCCACCGUGCCCGCCAAAGCGGCAACGAAUCAAAAGCGCCGCGCCACCCGCGAGACGUAUCGACGACAAGGCGCCGAGCUCCACGCCGCCGGCGACUCGGGCAAGAGCUUCUCGGCGUUCUGCCGGGCGCUGCACGUGACGCGGGCCAUGGCGCGCAAGCUCUUCGUAACGCUGCGCGCCAAGUACCCGAACAUACGAUGCCUGGUCGCGCCGUACGAGGCCGACGCGCAGCUCGCCUUGCUCUCAAAAGAAAAGCUCGUCGACGUCGUCUUCUCCGAAGACAGCGACUGCAUUCCGUAUGGCUGCAAGACGGUCUUCUUCAAGCUCGAAAACAACGGGUAUGGGGAAGAGUUUCGGCGGCGAUACAUGGGCGCGAACGAAGACAUGUCGUUCACGGGCUGGAGCGAAGACAUGUUCGUGCAGUUUUGCAUCCUCGCUGGCUGCGACUAUUGCCCGACACUCAAGGGCGUCGGGCCCGUCGCGGCCCACGCCCUCGUUGAGACCCACCGGACGCCAACGCGGGUGCUCGCCGAACGACGACAACGACGACGGUCUCAUGCGGCGACGACAUCUUUCCGGCGAGCGUACCUCGAGGCCAUCCUCACGUUUCGCCACCACUUGGUCUUUGAUGAGACCCGUCAGAAGUGCCGCAUGCUCAACCCGCUGAGUGCGUCAACUGAGGUCUUGGCGCUCCAUGGCGGCAGCCUCUCGUGUCUUGGCCGCGUCGACCUGCCCGAUGCGAUUGUUGUUGGAAUUGCGAACGGGUCGCUAAACCCAAACACGCACGCGCCCGAGCCAGUCGGCGCUCGCACCCGACCUCGCGGUGACCAAGAGGCGCCAGCGUCCAAGCGGGCCCGCGCUGUGUAG